GCACCCUGCGCAAAUGGCACCAGAUGUCUCUAGCCUAAAACCGUCUGGUACUACGUCCAGGGAGGAAAAAUCGUAGUAUUUAUUUAUUAGUGUUUGAACUUCCUGACUUGACUUUUGUGUGGUAGCAUACAUUUGAGGACCUGACUAUGGGGAACGAAAGCUCACUUCCUAUGGAGAUGUGCUCCAAUUUUGAUGUCGACGAGAUCAAACGUCUGGGCAAGAGGUUCAAGAAGCUGGACUUGGAUAACUCUGGCUCCUUGAGCAUUGAUGAGUUUAUGUCACUUCCUGAGCUGCAACAGAAUCCUCUAGUCCAACGUGUCAUUGACAUCUUCGACACCGAUGGCAAUGGAGAGGUUGACUUUAAGGAGUUUAUACAGGGAGUGUCGCAGUUCAGCGUCAAGGGAGACAAGGAAUCCAAGCUGCGUUUUGCAUUCAGGAUUUACGAUAUGGACAAUGACGGCUUCAUUUCCAAUGGGGAGCUGUUCCAGGUGCUCAAGAUGAUGGUGGGCAAUAACCUGAAGGAGGCACAGCUGCAACAGAUUGUCGACAAAACCAUUCUUUUUGCUGAUAGAGACGAAGACGGCAAGAUCUCUUUUGAAGAGUUCUGUUCUGUGGUUGGAAACACAGAUAUCCACAAGAAGAUGGUGGUGGACGUCUGAUGUAGCUAAGUCACACCUGCUGAGAGUGCUUUUUUUUUUUUUACCAUUGUUUCUACAGAACCUUUUUAUCCCUUUUGGUGGCUUGUUCCCUCAUCAGCCCUGGAAGACUUUGUUGGUUAAUUUAUUUGUUCUGAAGGAAGGGAAUUACAGAGCGAACAUGACAUGAAAUAAGAAUAUAUUACAAGUAACACAUGUGGCUUUCUGGAAGGUCCUCUCGCUGGUGCCAUUACUGCUUGCUUGUACAUUAUUUACACUUACCUUGUUGAUAAAUAAAUUUACACUUUCCUAAUGUAUCUGCAGAGACUUCUUUUGUGCACCACAAAUAUAAGAAGUCAACAUUCAGCUGAUACUUCGAAAUGUCAGUAAAUCCCAUGCAUAUCUCAUUCUUUUGUUUUGUUUCCGAAGAAUGGUAGUUGCUGCAGUCACCAACAUUUGCCAUAUAAUAGCAAAUGUUAGGCUUCAGGAAACGAUAUGGAUUUUCACCUCUGUACAUCCUGUACUCACACAGUAUACAUGAAUUUGCAGCCCUCCUCCCCUCUGCCCUAGUUCUCAUAUCAUGAAUAUCAUGCAUAUCACACACUGCUGUGUCACAUUCACAAUGCAUGCUUCUUUUAGCCUUUGUGCAGUGCAGCAAUCAAUUGUGCUGCCUGCAUUAGUAGAAAAUAGUAUCUCCUUUCCUGGGCAGUUCUGGUCUAAACUGGUCACUCAAUUGUAACUAGGGUUUGUAACUGAUCUUUUACAUUACUUUCGGUAGCGGCGUAACACUUUAGCAAGCAUUACACAGUCUUCCCAACCGAAUGCUGGUGCUGCUAUAUGUAGGCACAUUUACUCAUGCGUCUAGUGUGGGAUGUAACACUGUAUGCAUGGGAUGGUCACAUAAUCCACAACAGUGUCCUCAAUAUAAAAGUAUUCUCCUCAGGGGGAUCCAGUUGAAACAAAAAAAAAUUAAUCAAGCUGCAGCUUCACAGUAUUUAAUGCUGUGGAUAUGACUACCUUUAAUUUUGUCGUUGGCUUUGGCAUUUCACAGGGGACCUUUCACAAGCCACACUGCCCGUAGAGCUAAUAUAUAUUGCUUCAAAGUUGUGUUUGGAGCACUGGUGGAUGUUUCAAUGGUUAAGUUUUGUUCGCAAGCGCUAUAUUUGCCGAGAAAUGGCAAACUUCCUUUGCUGUGUGCGCCCAGCAAGUGGUGAUUAAACAGGCCUGCCUUACAAAAGCGAACGAGCAUUGGCUAGACCCUAGCCCACAUGCAUUAUGUAUAGCUAAACAGGCUGCAGGCCAUGUUGAUCAUGCUGAAUGGUGUUACCCCUACAAAUGCUUUGUGUCAUAUGCAACUCUAGUUGUAAGCACAAGGAAGGUUGAGUUUUUAUUGGAUGUGCUCUCUAACUCAGCCUGCACACUUGAGUCACUAAAUACUUUGGCUAGGAUUUUCCUUUCUCUCUCUCUCUCUCCUGUAACUAGGUAUGUCGUUUUUACUCCAGUUUCUUUGGACAAGUACGUCAUCUAUGUCUUAUACUCAAGUCACACGGGGAGUCUCAAGUGUCAUUUAAAGCAACGGCCAUUGAACGUGUAUGUUAGCACCACCUAGUUUAUAACGUGUCAACCUCUCAAGGAGCAUUGGAUCCUUUGCUCCUUGCGAGUAUGACACGUUAUACACUGGGUGGCGCUAACGCACAUGUUCAAUGGCCGUUAGUUUAAAUUACCUUUGAGACUCCCCAUAUGACCUGGGUAUUAUGUCCCACUCUAAUAUACUUACUAACAUUUUCAAGCCAGCCUCUCUAUAAGUGCUUUAACACAUAUUCUUACAAGGUGUGGACAUUUUGAUCGAUUAAUCGGUACAUCUAAUCACUUAGAGCGUGAUGUGCUGAGUUGAAAGCAUUCUGUUUGAUUGAUUAGUCUACUGUUAUAACAAUUCAUGAGCUGUUAAAAAGUGGUGGAUGCUUGCUAAGUAAAUGGAUAUCUGUUGUAAUUCUAUGAUAAAAUGUCAUUCCCUCUCUCAGGAGUAGGGAAGAACGUUCGUUUGGCUAAAGCUACACAUUAGAAGUUAGAGUACAGUGGAAAAGUGUAUUCUUUAUAGGAGCUCAAAAAUGCCCUACUAUAUGUAUAUCUUUUUGUUUCCCAGCUGUUUAAAACUUGCUGAUAAGAUGCUAUGCGUUUGUAGACAUGAGCAUUACAAAGCUUUCAAUACAAGAUUACGAUACAACAUGUACUUCCAUUUCAUGCUUAACAUUUUAGUCAGCUUUUAGUAACUACUAAUUAGCAUUAUAUUAUAGUUAUGUUUAUAUUGUGAAAAUGACCUACUAAGGAUUUAUAGAUGUAUCCUGCCCGGCAUUUGUCAAGAAAUAUUUAAAAUUUGAUAUAUUUAAGUCUGAGGUAUUCACCUGUUUUUUUUUUUUUUUCACAAUUGUAAUCAAAUUGGGCUGCAGUAUUUGCACUUGGGCAGUUCACUAUUUGUACAGUUACAAUUACUUUUACUAGCAUCAUUUAACACAUGUAGAAGUCUGAGAAAUUAUAUUCAGUGAUAUUGUUUCGCAAAAUAAGUAUGCAUUUUCUUUUCUUUUUUGUGCACAGGCUCCUGUACCUAUGCUGUGAAAUUAUGUUACAUGUACCAAUUAAUCAACAAAAUGCUCACCCAAUAGUUUAGUUAGUUCAAGCAAACGCAAAGGCUCUAUUGUACUACAUGAGAUUGUAGCGAUACUUAUCUCUGGCUUGCAACACACAGCACCUCAUCCCUGUUAAAUGUAUCAUCUUGUUUUCACCUGAUGUGUAUGUAUUUGUAAUAUAAUGUAAGAAUGAUGAGAUAGCCAUAGCUAGAAAACUGUAAGUGUGCCACUGUAACUGUUGUAUGGGGCCGGUGAAUGCCCACAUUGAGGCUGUAACAUUUAUUGAAGAAAAGUGUACAAAAAGAGAAGUUAUCUUUUAUUCACUGAACCCUUUUAAUAUAUGUUGAAUUCACUGAUAAGCAUAUGAUGGCGGUUUCCUUAAUGUGUGCAUGUAAUGUUAGUUUGUUUUGUAUGUGAGGUGUGCAUGCAGUGAAAGUUUUGCUUUCAUGUUUAGAGGCAAACCAAACCCACAAUUUGUACACAGUGUUACACGAAUAGAAAGCACUGCACCAGUAAUUAUGGCAAAUAUGAAUUGUUUCUCAUGUUACAUUCAAGAAAGCAAUUGUCUGCUGUAAUUUCGGGCUUCAGAAGCAGUUUUAAAAUCUGUUGAAUUGCAGUUACAGUUACCUUUUAUCUUCUAAUGUCAAAUCAUGGCACAUGCUACUCACACAGCUUGCAAUGUCAGUGUGCCGCUUUCCACUGGGACAGAUGACUUGUGAGCUUGGAAGCCUUCUCAUUGGAUUGUUGUGAGUGUGAGAUGCUUCCUUUCUUGACAGUGUUUGGUAGGAUUAGAUAAAGCUACAUCAGUGUUGCCUUCAUUAAUACCAGCAGGAAUGUUAAGUUUUGAUUAUGUAACUUGUUCUUUCAUUCGAAGUUAGCCUUACGUUUGUCUCCUAACAAGGGUGGCAUUUAACUGAUGCCAGUUGUACGAUUCUCACCUGACGGUUUCUGUCCCCAUACAUGUCUUGUCUUUCAUGUUUGAGAAAUUGCACCGAACUGCGUUUAGCACACAUGAAUUUGUUUGGAGAAAACUGUGUGAAAGCUUACCAGUAUCUUCACUCCACUGAAUGAUAGCACUUAGUUGAUCUUGUUGCGAUAAAUAUCAAACAUUGCUUUCGGAUCAUCGAGAAUUAUACCAAUUUCAAAACGAAUCAGGCAUGAGGACGACUAAUGUAAAAUUAUCUCCCUGUAGACACCGAUCAAAGGCCUGCACAUUUCUUUGCUAAGGUACGGAAUCAGUUUUCGGCUUAGUUGCAAGAAAUAAAAAAAAUUUAAAAAAACUCACCCAAGUGAUGAUGGAAAGCAAAGAUGACAAAGUUGACAGGAGGACAGGUGCUAGCACUGCUCAUGAGUGCUAGACAAGUACAGUAUUGGAAGUGCAUCGUAGGAAAAACUCUGUUUGUAGGAGAUUCAGAAACUUGGUGUGCAGGCGCUAUGUUAUUAGCCCAGUCUCUGGUGGUCUAUUCGUCCAGAACCCACGCUUACAGAUGAAAAUGUGAAAAAAAAAAAACAGAUUUCAGGGGUGUUGGCAGAACUGUAGCAGAACAGUUCUAGCAGCAUAUGAUGGCGGGUUGAAGCUGAAGACGUAGAAUGCUAUAUGUCCUCUGUUCAAGAGUUUCGACAAUGUGCAUUCAGCAUGUAUUCCCCCUUUCAAGUCUAUACUAGCUAACAGUCAAAGAUAAUAUCUGCUUCAGCUGUUAGCACCAUACACAUGAUCUGUAACUUCUAAAACCCCAAAUGCAUGCACACGUAGCAGCGCUAAGCACCGAAAUAGUUUCAUGCUGACCUUGCUCUUGGCAAAGCAUUGUUUCUAUAGUAGUUUUAAGCUACCAAUAUCCACUAUUUAGCAGUGCUUCUGUAGAGUAUAGGGAAAUAUGUACUUGCCAAACAGCAGUCACAUUGAGACUAAGAAAAAAAAAAAGAAAGCUAACGUAUAAUCCACUCUACUUACACUCUGAUGCUAACUGACGCAUUUGUAGCACAUUAUAGUAGAUUAAUUAAUUAGUCCAUGGUAUUCACUCUACAAUGACCAUAUCUGUCUUAAAGCAUGCAUGACAUGCAAUAAGAGAGGCUCUGACUUCAAUGAUCUCACUAAUAUGUACAUACACACGCUGUACUGCAACUCUGCACACAAAUGAAACACCAGAGCAUGCUUGAAUUUGCCCUUGCAAGUCUACAAUACUAGGGCUUUCCUCUUGGAGGACAGUAUCUUGAUUUUAAGUGAUGUGACAUCAACAAAUUGAAGGAUUUGGAGCUAAAAAAAUGCUGUAUCGCACCGUAACACCACCACAGUGCAAUAGAUGAUUGUUGACUUUUGUGACAUUGUCACCUAUUGAGUGCCAUUUCUGCACCCAAAAGUGGCACAGCACUCGUCAUGUGUGUGGCUCAAAGCUGUCGGAUGUACCAUGAAACAGUCUGCCAAGAGGUGUAAGCAUGGCACAAACACGAAUGUGCUCUACUUGUGUUCACCGCUCUUGUGGUAGAGUAACCCUAAUGAGUAAUUUAGACACAACUUAAAGAUGAGCAUUGUUUAAGGUACUUGCACAACCAAUGUGAGCUGCACAAUUGUUAUGUCAGCACUGUUAUGCUGCCUAGCUCUUCUGCAUUUAAAGACAGCCCUGUGUUAAUGAAUCACGUAUUCAUGCAUUGCAUUUUGCACAAGUUCUUUAAUGUCUGUGUGUAAGCACACUUCAUCGUAUAAGAUUGCCUCAAGUUAUGUUUGUUUAUUUGUGCCAAUCCUUACAGAUGAAAGAGGCAUAUUGCUGCACUCUCCUGUACAUAGUUGAACAGUGUUAUUUAUGACCUGUUUAUUACAAACAGUGCCCUUCGAGUAAGAUCAGUGCGAGCCAGAAAUUGUAAGCACAUUCCCCGUUCACCGGUGGCUACCCUCAACAAUGUUGGGCUGUGUUGGCAUCCUGCUGAUUGGAAUCCUAUCAUGGCUAUAAAUAUGUCACUCCUCAGCAGUAGGAUGUGCCCAAUUGUUUUUGCCAUUGAGUAUCAGUGUAAAUUGUUCAUUAUUAAUAAAUAUUUUAACACCAGGA
Messenger RNA from Ornithodoros turicata, 6300 nucleotides. Its product is annotated as calcineurin subunit B type 2. Gene Ontology annotation, cellular component: calcineurin complex. NCBI's taxonomy places the organism in Eukaryota, Metazoa, Arthropoda, Arachnida, Ixodida, Argasidae. The transcript is spliced from 6 exons. Gene Ontology annotation, biological process: protein dephosphorylation; calcineurin-mediated signaling. Gene Ontology annotation, molecular function: phosphatase binding; calcium ion binding; calcium-dependent protein serine/threonine phosphatase regulator activity. The coding region runs from base 147 to 659 and encodes 170 amino acids. The record is from RefSeq and is a predicted model, not a curated record.